UAAAUAAGUAUAGCUAUAAUAACUAACUAAAUUAACGAAACAUCUCUAAACUAAAAUAAUAAUAUCUAUCUAUUAUUCAAUUUAUUUAUAAAAUAUUUUUUAAGUACGUUUUUUAUUUCGUUAAUAGUUUUUGUUAUAUCAUAAUUAUAAUAAGUUAUGGGUAUAGAAAACAUGCGACGCUGGCCGAUGUACAUUGUCUUCGCGUUAUGCAUCUUACUUUUACUUUCACUGUUCAAUAGUUGGAGUAUGGAAGCUGAAUUGCGAAUUAGAGUUGCAGAAAUUAGCACACAGCUUCAGGAAUGUUCAAAGCAACAGACAUCGUGUAUGGAAGAGUCGCUCACACUACUGGAACAGAGAGAUGGGUAUGUAAGCAAAGUUAACGAUUUAGAUAAACAGAAAAUUAGACUAUCCGACGACGUUUCUGAGUAUAAAAACAAGAUUUUGAAAUCGGAAAAGGAAUUCAACCGAACGCGCGUCGAUUUAGAAUUUUGUAAGACUGAGUUACAGUCUCUGCAAAACUUACAAUUAAGUAAAUCUGCUACAUUAGAGACUUUGAGGCUAGAAAAGGACACAUUAACAACACAGUUGACAGAGAGGAAACAGAAAAUUGAAGAUUUGGAAAAAGAAAUUGAACGGUUGAAAUCUGCAUUAACAACUAAAAGUGCAGCUGCAGUUCCUUCUAAGGUGACUCCAGCUGCGCUACCUCCGAAGUUAAGCCCAGCACUUAAUGUCCACAAUCCUAUUAAUGAGCCUGUUAUUGAAGACAAUGCAGCUAAAGAAGACUUAGAAGAUACAAAUGCUAUUAAUGAGGCUCCAGAUUUUGACCCUCAAUUCUAAUAGACUAUGUAUGGUCUAGGCAUGCCAUAUAACUGACUGAAUAGUAUGAAGUCAUAAAACAUGUGUUUUAUUUUUCUUUUUACAAAAUUGACUAGAAUUAUAUAUAAGUAGCAUAUCAGCCAUAAAUACUACAUUGCUGAAACCUGAUCUUAUUUUGAAGUUACAUGAAACUGUUAAAUAAAUGUUUCUUUUGCAAUGUUACCACAGAUACUCAAAAUUGUGGUUAAAUAGUAGUGAUAGAAGGAGUCCAAAAUGUUGUUGGUAUUAUUAUUAUAUAGUUUGUGUUGAAAUUAUUUGUAUUGAUUGAAAACAUUUUGUUUCCUGCAAACAUUGAAUUUAUAUAAUAUUUUUCUGAAACAAAGGGGCAAUAAUAAAUAUUUAGGACACAAAUACAUAUAAAAAAU
Messenger RNA from Achroia grisella, 1241 nucleotides. RefSeq lists its product as uncharacterized. The record is from RefSeq and is a predicted model, not a curated record. The transcript has a single exon. Lineage: Eukaryota; Metazoa; Arthropoda; Insecta; Lepidoptera; Pyralidae. The coding region runs from base 157 to 837 and encodes 226 amino acids.